This is a messenger RNA of Penicillium argentinense, 1770 nucleotides long. Its product is annotated as fungal specific transcription factor domain-containing protein. Gene Ontology annotation, molecular function: DNA binding; zinc ion binding. The transcript has 4 exons. Gene Ontology annotation, biological process: DNA-templated transcription. Bases 1 to 1770 code for a protein of 589 amino acids. Gene Ontology annotation, cellular component: nucleus. The record is from RefSeq and is a predicted model, not a curated record. NCBI's taxonomy places the organism in Eukaryota, Fungi, Ascomycota, Eurotiomycetes, Eurotiales, Aspergillaceae.
AUGCACGGCAAGCCGUUCUUCGUCAUCGAUGAGGCGAGUACACGGCAGCGUCAUCAGAUGAAGCAGCUAUUUCCCCCUUUGGCAAUGGCGAUAUCGGCCAUGACUAUUAGAUAUACUCAUACAGCCGGGCAAUCGGACCAAUCCCUGCGUAUCGGUCUAGAUGCUGCUCUGCAAGCGCGACGCAUAAUUGAUGUCGACAAUCCUACUGUCGAGGGACUCCAAACUCUGCUCUUGCUCUCACAGGCCUUUUUCGCCUACGGAAUGGGGAAGAAGGCAUACAUGACAUUUUCAAAUUGCGCCGCGAUGGUGGUUGCACUAGACCUUCUCCGCGAAGUCCCCUCCAAAUCCAACAUGCCCCCAUCCGAGCGAGAAAUGCGCCGUCGACUAUUUUGGUCAGUCUACCUCAUGGACCGCUUCAUAACCUGUGGUUCCCGCCGCCCCUGCCUCAUAUCCGAUCACUCCAUCCUCCUGCGUCUCCCGUCUUGGUCACCCCACGCCGCGGGCCUGAACAUGGAAGGCGAGCUCUUCCACGUCGGACCCAACAUCCAAUACUCUGCCGACUCCCGCCGCAAAUCCCCCAGUGCCGCAUCUCUCCUGAUCGAUAUUACUCGUAUUCUUGGCGUGACGAACCGCUACUUGGCCGCGGGUGGCGUCAAGGGCGACUCGCAUUUCCCUUGGCACGCCCUCUCGAACCUUUCCAAAAUCCGACAGGAAUUGGAUAUCUGGGCAGCAGGCACCCAGGAUGUCUUUGCGUCUAUUGAGGCUUUAUUCGGACAUCCAGAAAGCACGACCUUGCUGUUGAGCAAGCUGAUUUAUCAUCUCGUGCACUGCCUCAUUUACCGUCCCUUCCUACCGAUUGACCUUGUCGAGCUCAGAGGAACGGGUCAGCAUCAAUCAUGGCAGAUUGAAGCGACGAAUCUGUGCUUCUCGCAUUCGAAUGCUAUUGCGGAGCUUGUUGAACUGGGACGGAACUCACCGCUGGUCGAGUGGCCUGCAUUUGUGGGAUAUUGUGUCUGCACGGCGGGUACUGUGCAUGUUCAUGGUGUUCACUACAAAGGGCGUGAGGGAGAGGUUUUUUCGUCAAGUGGAGAAUUUCUUACCCGUGAGAUGCAUCAGUUGGCCUGGCUGCGCAAUUUCUGGGCUGGAGUUCAACACCAGCGGGACUUGCUGCAGACUAUUUAUACGUGUCAUUCGGAGUUAGUUCGAAACCUCUCUACCAGCCCGAUGCGCUUCUCGCCGGUCUUUCAUCUAGAGGACUUCCUGGAUCGCUACCCAGGUCUUGCGAUGGAUGGUGCGCACGUUCGACUGGUGGAUACAGGUGACGAACUUAUUUCAAGCCCAACAACCUUCAUCGGACAAGACUACUACAACCGAAUGCCACCACCAACGUACCAACCCCAAUUUUACCGCCCUCCGACACUCCACUCCCAACCCCAAACACAAACCCCCGACUCGGAACGCAGAAACUCCCACAAAGAGAUUUCCCCUAUAACAUUCAACCAAUCCCCCUCCCUCUCAAACCUCUUUCCCAUCCAACCAGAAAUUCAAGAUCAAUCCAAAAACACCCACCUCACCAUCCCAAAUACAUUCUCCCCCUCAAACUUCGCCCUCUCCCCCCACAUUUCCUCACAGACCCAUCCUUUAACAUCGCGCCCACCCCCCCCCCUCAAACCCUCAAUACGCAACCUUUCCCUUCGACGCUUCUGCCGGCGCGGCUCUCACACCCGGCGCGCAGAGCCAGACGAGUGGCUCGCAUACGGCGGGGAGUGA